This is a messenger RNA of Schistosoma margrebowiei, 2941 nucleotides long. NCBI's taxonomy places the organism in Eukaryota, Metazoa, Platyhelminthes, Trematoda, Strigeidida, Schistosomatidae. The record is from the annotation of a GenBank genome assembly.
UCACCGACCUUCGUAACAGCACUAAGGUUUGACCUUCAAGUGCUACCAACCUUCAUCAGUGGACAAAACCGCUGAAGCGUUAACAGAAGUUACUUGACAUCGGUUUUAUGGGUUUGGUGUUAUUCGGAAAUGUACUGUAGAAGUAUGCGCCCUGUGAGUCGUUCUGUACACAGAAGUGGCAACGUAGUUGGUAUGGGGUUAUUAAGAUCUAAAGGGAUGGUUAUACUGGCUGGUAACUCUCACCCUGAGUUAGUUAAGGCUGUUUGUCACCAUCUUGACGUUCGUCCUGGGAACUGUUCAGUAUUUUACCGAUCAAGUCGCGAGACGGAUGUUGAGAUUAAAGAAACUGUCAGGGGCCGAGAUGUCUAUAUUAUACAAUCAGGAACUAAGGAUGUCAACAAUGACAUUAUGGAGCUAUUGAUUAUUGCUCAUGCAUGCAGAUCAGCUUGCGCUCGUAAAGUCAUUGCAGUAGUACCGUACUUACCUUACUCAACACAGAGCAAAAGAAGAAAGCGUGGCCCUAUCACCAGUAAACUUGUAGCCAAAAUGCUCUGCGCUUCAGGAAUCAACCAUUUGAUCACUUUGGACCUUCAUUCAAAAGAGAUUCAGGGGUUUUUCGAUGUUCCGAUUGACAAUUUACGUGCUUCUCCGUUUUUGACAAAGUACAUUGAAACAUACAUAACUGAUUAUCGAAACGCAGUUAUUGUUGCUCGAAAUCCCGGAGUAGUACCUCGAGCUAGCAGUUAUGCUGAACGUUUGAGGUUACCACUAGUUGUUAUUCAUGGCGAAGAAAGAGAUGAAAGUGACAAUACUGACGGUCGCAAUUCCCCACCUUUGGAUCAAAGUAUUGUGGAAAAAAGGUUUGUUAUGCAAGCGUUUGCUUCUUCAUUGCAAUAUUUGUAACUAUGCCGAAAUAUUCAGAAAAUCUACUGAUUACUUAUUCUUUAUACGAUACAUGUUCCUUUGUCUUUUUGUAAAGUGGAGAUUGAAAUAAAACUAUGGUGUUAUGCAAUGAAUAUAUAAAGGCAAAUGAACCUCAUAUUUACAAUGUACACAAAUUGGCCUUGAACUUUUACCUAUGAUGAUACCUAAAGCUAAACCACCUUUAACCUUGGUUGGAGAUGUGAAUUCAAGAAUCGCUAUUAUAAUUGACGACAUUAUAGAUGAUGUAUCAAAGUUUGUUACUGCUGCUGAACUACUGCAUGAACGAGGUGCAUAUAAAAUCAAUCAUUCUGUCAGAAUCAACGUAGGAUCGAACACAAAUGUACCUGAGGCCAAGUUACCAUUCUACGUCAGCACGACGAGAUGAAAUAAACAAGAUUACCAAUGGUGUAGAAAUAAUUGUAUUCUCAAUGGUAGUGAGGAAGACUUACCACUGAAAAUAUAGUUCGAAAAUACAGUGAAAAGAUGCUUAUGAGGAAGCACUUGGAUUCUAGAUCUAAUGGAAGAGUGGAUGUAUCGGUUGUACUGUUAUCGACUUCGAACCAUGUCACUCAGGAUUUCAAACUAUUUGUCUCUGUUAUCGCAAAAACCUUCAACUAGGUGGGUUGGAUCGUAAAAUAUAUAGCUCAGACUAAUACUUAUUUCAUGGACUUACGCUUAUUCGUAUAUGGUCUAUUGUACCUCGAGGUAGUCGAUAGCUAUGUAUAUGUAAAACAUAUUCCAACUACCUCAGUCAAUGAGGAUUCACAACCUUGUCAACUGAUUUUCCUUCUCUUUUUAGUACCCUAUGUUUAGCCUCAGUAUUGCUUAAUCGGUCUAACCACUAUACUGGAGCAAAAAUCCAAUAAUGCCUGUGACAAAAAAUCACCAUAUAGAUGUCAUCUUUCAUGUCCAUGCUUUACCUCCAUCAAACAAUACAAAGCGGACUCCUGCACAUUAUAUUCAAGUAACAAAUUAAUUUCACAGCAGUUAUCAGAAAACAAAUUGGUGAUUUUUUGGCAUUAUGGACAGGUCAUACUUGUUUUUGAUCUGACGCUUUUGGUAGGUCGGUUGAUAAAAUUGUUAGCAUUCAUCGACCUAGUUGAUCCGUAUGUAAUACGUAUGCCCAACCACUACCUAUCCUUUUGAGCUAUCCUGGUUCUCUAGAUGCUAAAAAUCAGUCGAAACUCUGGGUGAAAUAACUGUCUUCUCCAUUUAUUUCAUGAAAUUGCGAAGGUUCUUGACAAAUUAGACUGAGGAAUUUAUGAACAAGGCUUUCUCUUGUUUUUCCUUCUCUGUGUAGUUCAACUGGAGAAUGUUUAUUUUCUAAAAUUAUUUUAUUGUCAUUUGUAGAUAUUUGUUAUUGCAACUCAUGGUCUGCUCAGUUUAGAUGCACCACGUCUUUUGGAAGAAAGUCGUAUAGAUGAAGUAGUUGUAACUAACACAGUACCACAUGAAGUACAAAAAAUGCAGUGUCACAAAAUUCGUACCGUUGAUAUAAGUCCAUUAUUGGCAGAAGCUAUCAGACGUAUUUAUAAUGAUGAAUCUAUGUCUUAUCUUUUUAUGAAUGUACCUAAAGAUGAUUAAAUCUCUUCUUUUAUUUUCACAUUUGUUGGGAAAAAGACAGCCUUAGAUUAUUUAUCAUUUAAAUACUAAUUCGUUUAAGUUGUAAAAUAAUAGAAUUAAUACUCUAAUUUAUUUACUUAUAGCCGUAUUUGCAAUCAAUUCUUUCCUGUCAUUAAUUAAAUAAUUCCUGUACUCUUAGUUAAGUUUUCGUUUUCCUCACUUGAAAAUUGUACAUAUUUAGCACACGUUGUGGUGAGUACUGGUGAUCUAGCUCAACACUAAAAUUGUACUGGUUUUGUUCUUUCACAAAAGCUUUUUCUCUCAAUCAAUCCUAACGUGAUAGUUCGCUUAUCCUGUCCUAUGAAUAAAGUUGGCAUUCUAAAUAUCGUUUUUUUUCUUGGUUAUAUUUUAUGUGCAACAACGACUUGACUCGCUAAUAAAUUGUUAUCAAGAA